This is a messenger RNA of Aspergillus alliaceus, 1548 nucleotides long. Its product is annotated as MCT family MFS transporter. Gene Ontology annotation, molecular function: transmembrane transporter activity. The coding region runs from base 1 to 1548 and encodes 515 amino acids. The record is from RefSeq and is a predicted model, not a curated record. The transcript has 2 exons. NCBI's taxonomy places the organism in Eukaryota, Fungi, Ascomycota, Eurotiomycetes, Eurotiales, Aspergillaceae. Gene Ontology annotation, biological process: transmembrane transport.
AUGCAGUUUGAGAAGAAUGAUGAUUCGAGUCACACGAUAACAACGACUCCACCGGGCCACGACUCCGUUCAUCCUUCUACUGACCUUUCAGAGAAGGCGCUGUCCGAGAAUGACCUGGCCGACGACGAACCGGCGGAUCACAAACCAGCCGACAACGAACCGGUCACCACGGACCCCGAGCAAGCUCAACCACCAGCACCCAUAGAGAUCGACGGUGGUUAUGGCUGGAUCUGUGUGGUGUGCGUCUUUCUGGUCAAUGCCCAUACUUGGGGAAUCAAUAGUUCCUAUGGUGUCUUUUUGGCCCAUUAUCUGGCCACAGAUACAUUUCCGGGCGCAUUAGACCUCGACUUUGCCUUUGUCGGAGGUCUUUCCCUCAGUAUGGCCCAAUUCAUCGCGCCGGUCGCAACAAUCACGACUCGAGUAUGGGGAACAAGGGCUACCUUGAUGAUCGGAAUUACAUUGCAGACAGCGGCAUUAUUAGGAGCGUCGUGGGCGGGCCAGAUUUGGCAGUUGUUUCUCAGCCAGGCUCUGUGUUUCGGAUUCGGGAUGGGGAUGCAAUUCAGUGCUACUGUUGGUAUCAUCCCUCAGUGGUUCACUCGCCGACGUUCCCUUGCAAAUGGUAUUGCGACGGCGGGAUCGGGGAUCGGAGGCCUUAUCUAUUCGUUGGCUACAAGUGCCAUGAUUCAGAGAUGGGGUAUUGGCUGGGCUUUCCGGAUCCUGGCUAUUGUCUCCGCUGCUGCGUGCGGCUUCUCUGCUAUUAUUGUGAGGGAUCGGAACAAGGCCAUUGGAGCUGUUCAGAUCGCCUUCCACACAGAGCUUUUAAAAAGACCAGAGUUUCUGCUCACUUUGGCCUGGGGUUGCUUUAGUGUGUUGGGCUAUGUGGCCCUUCUUUUCUCAAUUCCCGACUAUGCAAGCACCGUAGGCCUGACCGCAUCCCAAGGUUCAAUUCUUGGUGCUAUGUUCAACCUUGGAGGAGGCCUUGGCCGACCUGUUAUAGGUUACGUCAGCGAUAGUUUUGGACGGCUGAAUACCGCCCUCGCUUGUACCUUCCUGGCUGGCCUCUUUUCUCUUGUCAUCUGGAUCUUUCCCAAAAAUUUCGGGGUCCUCAUCUUCUAUGCUCUGAUUAGCGGCCCUGUUGCCGCAACCUUCACGACUACCGUUGCUCCAGUAGGCGCGGAGGUUGUGGGAUUACAACUCUUACCGUCUGCGUUGUCGAUCUUCUGGCUUUCGGUGGUUAUCCCGAGCACAUUUGCUGAACCAAUCGCCCUUUGGCUACGAACCGACAACGCAACCAAUUUUCUGCAUGCCCAGAUAUUUGUCGGCUGUAUGUUUAUGGCAGCAUGCAUUUGCCUCUGGCUUGUGCGAGCGUGGAAGAUCUCAGAGUUGGGAAAGGCUGACGCUGACGGCGAUCCUCUCAAACGGGAAGCCCAGAUCAGGGACAAUGAUGCCGCGCCUCAAGAGCCCGUGGCCAGGACAGCGAGCAGCGUUCCUAGUGUGGCGAGCAAGGCAAAGGCUGUGAAGGGAUUAUUCACGAUGGCGAGGGUAUAA